Protopterus annectens (West African lungfish) is the source of this 3548-nucleotide messenger RNA. RefSeq lists its product as uncharacterized. NCBI's taxonomy places the organism in Eukaryota, Metazoa, Chordata, Ceratodontiformes, Protopteridae. The coding region runs from base 354 to 1610 and encodes 418 amino acids. The record is from RefSeq and is a predicted model, not a curated record. Gene Ontology annotation, molecular function: protein binding. The transcript has 11 exons.
CUUCGCUUCCGCUCGGAGCCCUUCGUUUCGUGCUCUGCAUCCAUUUAGGACCGUGGUUAUCUCUAUAGUAACCGACGCGCAGUGUUAAUGUUUUCAGUUUUGAACACUUUAGUGCGUAUUUCGUUUGUUACUUAUGUGGAGGAAAUUGAGUACGUUCGUUCGGUUGGUCAAUUGUUGGAAAUAAAAUGCUUUACUAUCUGUAGUCUACUUUUGGUGCUGGUAGAUAUACUGUAACGAAAUCCUCUAAGCACCCUAGCUGACAGCACAGGCGUUUGUGCGUAGCGCUGCUGAACUCUGUUGGUUUGUUACGCCGACCUGAAUUUAAGAGAAUCUCACAAGCACACAAAAAAAUCAUGCCUGAUAAAAAGAAACAGCUAAAAGGGAAGAAGUCUUCAAUGUCAGAUACUGCUAUUUCUCUUAAAAAGUUCAUGAAAACGUAUGAAAAUCACUGUGCACAGACUCAGACUUAUGUUAGCCCAACUGUCAAAAAGGGAGUACAGAGAGCCAUAGAAAAUGGCAAGCCACUUUCCAAGAUAAUAUUAGCUUGUCCUGACAAGUCCAUUGGUGGUCCCCGUCCAGUGUACCUUAAGCCACUAAUUAUGGCUAUUCGUGAUGAACGGUACAUGAUAGCGAAGGAACUAUGUGUCUGGAAUGUACAACUUAACAAUCAGGAGAUUGCAAACCUUUCUAUCCUUCUAGAACUGCAGGGGCUGACAAAAUAUCCAUUUUCCAAGCUGGAACUCUUUGACUGUGGAAUAGAUGCUUGGUCAGUUGAACGACUUGGAAAAUCCAUUAACUUUAGCAGUCUGACCUCAGUGAAUCUUGAUUAUAAUGAAUUUGGAGAUGAAGGACUGAAGCGCUUUGUGCUAGGCUUACAAGGACACAGUCAGCUUUUGUCUGUCAGUAUGUGUUAUUGCAAUCUGGGGCCAUCAAGUGGUGCUCCAUUGGGUGAGCUCAUAUCUCAGUCUGCCAUUCAUGAACUGUACCUUAAUGGGAAUUACUUACAAUGUGAGGGGAGUAUGGAACUCAUCAGACCACUUGUUGAUAGCCUUGAAAAACAAGAGCAAAAGUCGCUUUAUGAAUCAGGACACAUCAUUGUCAAACAUUUUUUGGAAGCUACUCAGUUGUCAGGAAUUCAGUCUGCUGUGUCUGCUGUGUCUGAUGGUUUCACAGAACAAGAGGCAGCCCAACCUCCACAAGGAAUGUCUGUAACAAACAAGAAAAAGGGAAAGAAAAAAGUAAGAAAGAAGAAGAAAGGUGAACAACUUAAACCAGGACCAUGGUUAACUAAGCUGCACUUAGCUGAUAAUGGCAUUGAUGGAAGAGGAAUGAAAGGAAAGCCAGCACCACUGGAGUUCAUACAGAUGAUAUGUCAGUUAAUCAAGGACUCUAAGCAUUUAAUUGAACUGGAUCUAGAAGAUAAUUCAGUUGGAGACCUAAGUGGCAACGAGAUACUGGAAGCACUCAAACAGAGAAAAGAAGCCAAACACCCUAUGUUACAAAUCAGAGUAACAGCUCGGAUGAAUCCUGAUACAUUCAGUGCUAUUUUCAAGUAUAGCAAGAAGCUCAAAUCAAUCAAAAAACAUAAGAAAAAGAAGACCAAGAAGUAAUUAGAAGACUCGCUACUCUGGAAUUUCUGACAUGGUCUCAUAUCAACUAACAACAUCAGAAUUCCAUGAAUAUCUAUUUGGAUGAUAGUGAUAAGAAAGCUACAGUGGUAGCUUGCAAUAUAAAUGACAUCUGACUUGGAGUCAUUUGAAAGCUAAAAUGAACUGGUUUUUAUCAUUUUUAUUAAACCAUGGUAUUUCUGCUGAACAAUCUGCUUGUCUGUAGCUGAACCCAGUGCCAAUGUACAGUGUAUCAAAAGCAGCUUAGAUGGAUUUAGCAUUAGCAAGUUAACUGGUUCACCUGAGCAGACAGCAUUUACAUCUAAUACUUCAUGUCCCAGUAACACUUUAAUUUGUUUUUCAAAAACAUUUUUAUUUUGUUUUCAUUAUAAACAUAUGCAAAUGUAUAUAUAACAAAUACAGUAAAACAAUAACAAAACUAUUUACAAUACUUCACCAAAGAAAGCAGCCACACCAGUCCAGUAGUUGAGGCAAUAAGGCUCACAAUCAGGCAAAAAUCAACCAGGUUUAUUAACGUGUCAAAAAUAUAGCAGCAGUACACUCCACACACGUUUUCGUCAAUUUAAAAGACUUCAUCAGAUACAACAAAUUCUUCAUACCACAGGUUUAAAUACUAUAACAAACCACUAAUUAAUAAAUUAACAGGUCAUUAAUUAUACUUUAAAGCAAAAGACCACAUAAAAUCACCCAUUCCAACAAAUGAAAUUACCAAUACAAUAGGUGUAACUGGUACAUCUUAAACUACAAAAGCACUGAACCAAGAGCAUAGAUACAUAACUAUGUUCAUUUACUAAUGUAAAUUUAAAAAAAGUUAUACAAAUAAUGCGUAUAAAAACAACUUAAAUACUAAAAAUAAGAUAUAAUGUACCUUGGUUUUUAAAUAAAAUGUGCCUUAAUUUUUAAAAAAGGAACAAUAGAAAUAGAUUCAUUAAGACCGGGGGGUCUAUUGGCCUCCAACAAAAUCUGCCAAUAAGUUUCUUUGUGGGCCAAACGUGCCUCCCAUGGCCCCCCCCUAAUGUCUUUAGGGACCACAUCCAGGACAAAAAACAGAAACUUAGCAUUGUUACAUAUAGUAGUAUGCUUAUACAGAGCACUAUUAAUUUUGCACUUGGAGAUAUCAUAAAUGUGCUCGUAAAUGCGCCUGGAAAACAACCUUUCGGUUUUACCAACGUAAAACGCUGGACAUUGUUGGCAUAUAGCCAAAUACACCAAACCAGCAGUUUUACAGUUGUAAUGACCCCUGGCCUUGAUAUCCCUGCCUCUGCUUUCCACAAAAACAUGGCUAGCUUGAAGUAUGUACUUACAAGAGGAGCAAUGGCCACACUUAAAGACCCCCACAUUGGGUCUAGAAUACAAGGUGGAAACAUGUUGUUGCUCCAAGGUCUUUUUAAUAUUAGUGCCCCUCCUAAACACAGUUCUAACGUCUUUACCCUUGAACGUAUCCAAGUCGGUCAACUCCUUAAAGGUGUCCCAUUCCCUUUCCACAAUAUUUCUUAUGUGGGAGGCAUUUCCACUAAACUGUGUAAUAAAGGUAAAACUACCUACAAACCUGUCAGUGGUACUGUUGGUAUUACUACCUAAGGUGUUUCCACCAGCCCCCCCCAAAAUAGGAUUGCAAUAUAAAUGACAUCUGACUUGGAGUCAUUUGAAAGCUAAAAUGAACUGGUUUUUAUCAUUUUUAUUAAACCAUGGUAUUUCUGCUGAACAAUCUGCUUGUCUGUAGCUGAACCCAGUGCCAAUGUACAGUGUAUCAAAAGCAGCUUAGAUGGAUUUAGCAUUAGCAAGUUAACUGGUUCACCUGAGCAGACAGCAUUUACAUCUAAUACUUCAUGUCCCAGUAACACUUUAAUUUGUUUUUCAAAAACAUUUUUAUUUUGUUUUCAUUAUAAACAUAUGCAAAUGUAUAUAUAACAAAUACAG